Molecule: messenger RNA, 4188 nt
Organism: Plasmodium relictum
Lineage: Eukaryota; Apicomplexa; Aconoidasida; Haemosporida; Plasmodiidae
Product: cytoadherence linked asexual protein, putative
Exons: 9
Coding region: 1-4188 (1395 amino acids)
Biological process (GO): adhesion of symbiont to microvasculature
Source: RefSeq, a predicted model, not a curated record
AUGAUAGUAUUUCCUAAUGCACCAGUCUUCAUUUUUUUUUUUUUUCUAAUUCUAAAAGAAAAUGCGAAUUGUUUUAAUCAAAAUGAGAACAUCACCCAAUUAAGACAAAUGAUAGAUAACAUAGAGUUAUAUGAGGAUUUAUUAGAAUUAGAAAGAUUAAUAAUUCAAUCAUUAGAAUUAGAUGAAUUAAAACUUCCUAUAUUAAAAGAAGGAACUAUAGCAUAUCCUGAUUUAUCCAAUUUUAAAAAAGUAAAAAUAACUUUCGAAAAUAAAAAAACAUAUGAUUAUAUUAUACCUACUCCUAAAUCUAACGCUAAAGAUUUAAUAGAAUAUGAGCAUAUUACAAAAAAACAGCUUAUGGAAUCUUAUAACUCUGAAAACUCUAAUUUAAUUAAAAGAAAAAAUUUAAUUGUGAGAACUUUGAGAAUAGUAAAAUUAAUGUUAGAACCAAUGAAUGCUUAUAAAAGGACAAGGAAGUUAAAACAGUCAUUAAUUCAACUAAAUGAUUUAUUCACCAACACAGAAAAAAAAUCACAAAAAGACGUUCCCACUUCAUUUUUUCAGUCAUGUUUUCAAUCCCUUAACUCUAAUUCUAGUAAAAUAAGAAAAAAAAAUAUGUUUCCAUCUAGAACACUAGGUUAUAUUGACUUAGAUAUACUUCAUCCUAAGGAUUUAUUUUUUACAAUUCAUCCAAAUAUUGAUUAUAUGAGAAAGUUAGACAAGCUAUCUAUUUACUAUGACUUAGGAAUAUUUAAUUUAGUUGGUUCUCAUCUUAUAGCACUAGGACAUUUUAUUGUAUUAAGGUUAGCUCUUAAGAAAUUUUUUGAAUAUUUUAAACUAGGAGUUAAAAAAUUUUUUAGUUGGCAAACAAUUUUACAUUUUAAUAUAUCAGAUAGGUUUAAAGCACUAGAUUUAAUGUGUGAUUCAGGAGGUGCAUACCAAGCAGAAAUGAAAAGAAGAAAGACUUAUUUAAAGAAAAAUAUAAAAUCAACAUCUGAGGAUUGUAGUAUAUUAGAAGUUUUAAUUCAUUAUAUAAAUAAAUAUCAAUUAGAGUUACUUACUAGUGCAUAUCAAGCUAAUUUAAAAAUUCAGGCUUUAUUAGAGUACAAACAUGUAAAAGAAGAAUUUUUCAAUUUUAUGUGCAAUGGUAAGAAUAAUUGUAAUAUAUAUGACAGCUAUAAAUUUAAAAGUGAAUACUAUAAAAGGAGUCUAUUAAAAAUUGAAACUAGUAAAAGUUCAAGAAUAAAUCCAUUUAAUUUAUACAUAAAUUUUUUUUAUUUUAUAAAAAGUUAUAACUAUUUUAGUCAUAAAAAUAUUUUAUACGUACACUUUUUAAACCUAACUGGAAUUUUAAAUAGGGAAAAUAAAGCUUAUGUAGGCUCUAUCUAUCUACCAGGAUAUUAUAAUGCUGUUGAAUUAUCUUUUAAUGAAGAUUCUAAGAUUACAGAUCUUUAUGAGAAUUUGCUAGAAUGUGUUGAUGUUUGCCAUAAAUCUUAUAAAAAUUAUAAAAUAUCAUCAUAUGAUAUUGAUUCAUUGUUAAAUCACGAAAAAAAUGAUUCACCAAAAUGUAAUAUGUGCAAAGGAACAUUAUUUUAUAUUAAUAGUAAAAGUGAAAACAAUAUUUCCAUGCUACAGAAAUUUUAUAUAUAUAUUACUGAAGUUGUUAAAGUAAAUAACAUAAAUUCAUUAAUAAAAGAUAUGAACGUUUAUGAGGAUUAUGAUAAUUUUUUAACUCAUGAUAUUAAUUGGUAUACUUUUUUACUAUUAUUCAGAUUGACCACUUACAAAGAUAUUUCCCAUAAAAAUGUAUCCGAAGCUAUGUAUCUUAACUUAAAAAAAGAAGAUAUGUUUAAAAGAACUAUUACUACAAGUUAUUGGUUUCCUUCUCCAAUAAAAAAAGCUUAUUCUUUAUAUGUGAGAAAGAAUAAAUCUGUGAACUUAGUAGAGAAGUUAGAAAAAUUAUUAAGUAGUAAAACUAUAGACAAAAUGAAAAAGUGUAUACAAUUUAUGGUUCAUGUAAAUUCUUUUCUACAAUUAGAUUUUUUUUAUUACCUUAAUGAACCUCCUCUUGGAAAACAACAUACGUAUCCUUUAUCUAUGUUACUUGAAAGUAAAUUUAAAAAGUGGCAUGAUAAUUCUUUAAUAGGUUAUUUUUUUCUAAAUUAUGAAGAAGAGAGUAUGAGAAAGCAAAUGCAAGAAAAAAUAAGAAAUGGAGAGAUUAUAAUACCCAAAUAUAGUAAAUGGAUUCUUAUCUUGAAAAAAUAUAUAGAGAAAUCAUAUGAAUCAUAUUUUAAUCAAAGGAAUGUAAAAAAUUUAUAUAAAUAUCAUGAUUCUUAUAAUAUAAAUAAUAAAAUAAUGCUAAUGAGAGAUUCAUAUGAUUUAUAUUCAAAGAAUUAUGAAGAUAUUAUUUUUUUUGCUGACAUAUUUAAUCUUAGAAAACACCUAACAGCUACUCCUCCAGCAAAAAAGAGAAAAGAUAAAUUGUACUAUUUUAUAAAUGCUAUUUCUGGGAAUACUGUUAAUCUUUAUAAAUAUGGGAUUAUAUAUGGAUUCACAAUAAAUGAAGUAUAUCUGAAAGAAAUUGUUGAUGAAUUACUUGCAAUAUAUAAAAUCCAUAUAGACUUAUUUUCGGAUAUCUCCUUUUUGCAAACAGUUUAUUUACUUUUUAGAAAAAUUGAAAAAAGUUUCAGAACACAAAGAAGAAACGAUAAAAUUAGCAUGAAUAAUGUAUUUUUUUUAAAUGUUAGAAAUGAUUAUUCUAAAUUAAACAAAGAAGAAAGAAAAAAGGAGAUAAAUAAUUCGAUGGCAUCUAAGUUUUUUUCAAAAACUCUAUUUUCUGUAUUUCAAAUGAUGUUCUCUAUGAAGUUAAGCAAUGAUGCUGAUGAUCUUGAUAAAAAAUAUGGUUCUGCUAGUAUGAUUGGACUAACAGUAGAAGAAAAACCAUUUGUUCAUUUUGCUUAUGCAUUUUAUGGUAGUAUAAUGGACAGUAUAACAAAUAGUUUUUUGCCUAUAUAUGCAAAAAAACCAAUUACUCAACUAAAAUAUGGAAAAACAUUUAUUUUCUCUAAUUUGUUUAAAUUGUGCCAUCAUAUAUAUUCAAUACUAAAUUUAAAUAAUUUAAGUAUUUUAUGUGAAAAUCAAGCAGUAACUAGUGCUAAUUAUUAUUCCAAUAAAAAAGUAUCACAAUUUAUAGACAGAAAAUUUUUACCUGUUGUUUUAAAUUUUUUUGUUCUUAGAGUUAAAGAAGUUGCAAGAGAAGCAUCUACUAGUCCACAACCUUACAUAAAUCAAUUUCUUUGGCCAAAAAAUUCCUUACCUAUUUGCCAAAUGAGUAUACACUUGGCUUCUAGUAUAUAUAUGGCAUCAAAUGAAUUUUUUCCAUCAGGAUUUAGGGGAGAAUUACGAGAACAAACAAAACAUUCUAUGCUCUCACAACCCAGUAUGAAGCCAAGUGUUCACGGAAUUAGCAAGAAAAGAGUAAUAGAUAUUUUUAAAGGAGUAUCUAUUACUAUAUUUAUGCAUCAUUUUAUGCGAUGGUAUGCUUUUUAUGAAAAUGUUACUUAUGUAUUUGGAAAUAUUCGUGUUUUUGAAAGAUUUUAUCGAGUAGUUGAGCAUUAUAUUUAUAAUUUUCUCAAAACAAAUUUUAAAAAAAUGACUACUGAUAUUUUUUUAAAUUCAAUGGAACGAGCUUACACAACCAUAAAAAAUAGAGGUUAUCAACAAGAAGCAAUUGAAGCUAGAAUUUCUGCUAAAAAAAUUAAUAAGCAAUCAAUAUUGAGAAAUGUUGAAGAGAAAAUAUAUUCUUUAACACCCCAAGAUAUUGAAACCUUGCUAAAAGAUGAAAAUACUUUCUAUAUAGAUGAUGAUUCUUUUUUCGAAGAAACAGAUGAAAAUGAGAUGUUUUUAAAUGAAAGAAAAACUAUAUGCUAUAGAGAUGUAGAUAAAAACAAUUCAAAUUUAAUAUCAAUAACUAGAUGGGCACAAAGAGAAUCAAAAGAUCAUAAUAUUAAUGACCCAAAUGCAAUGGAAGGACCAAGUACAAGUGGAGAAAGCCAAAAAACACAAAAAAAAAAAAAUCUAAAUGAUACAGAAGAUAAUGAAACCGAUAACGUACUGAUGAUUUCGAGAAACGUAAAUAGUGAAAUAUCACAUGGUAAUCAUACUAAUGUAUAUUGUGAUAGAAUAUAA